Messenger RNA from Saprolegnia diclina VS20, 1107 nucleotides. RefSeq lists its product as hypothetical. Bases 1 to 1107 code for a protein of 368 amino acids. The transcript has 7 exons. Gene Ontology annotation, molecular function: phosphatidylinositol binding; actin binding. The record is from RefSeq and is a predicted model, not a curated record. Lineage: Eukaryota; Oomycota; Saprolegniomycetes; Saprolegniales; Saprolegniaceae.
AUGGAAGGCCAAGUCCACGUCGCGUCGACGGCCUCGACCGACCGCGCGUGGCAUACGCGCUAUAUCAAGCUUGACGACAUUUCGGCGCAGCUCUUCUGCUACCGCGACCGCACGAUAGCUGAGACCAAAUGGGCGCUGCCGUUGCACGGCGCUGACGUCUCGACGCCUCUUCCCGGUGCGCCCACGCACGGCAUUGACACGGACGCGAUGCCCUACUGCAUUCUGCUGCACCUCUCGAAUGGCGACGUCGUCUGUCUCGGUUUCGCCGACGAUGGUGCCAAGAAGGCGUGGAGUGCCAAGUUGCUGCAGGUUGCGUCGCAUGGUCCGCGCCAGCACGCCACGUUUGCCAAGCAAGAGACCGACGACUUUUCCUUUGCCGCGCGCGUCGCGGAUGUGCGCGUGGACGCUGGCUACGCCGAGUACAAGGUGCAGUGCGCGUGCCGCUUCUUCAACGUCGCGUAUGCGCGCCACUUGUCGAUCGAGUGGGUCGUCUGGCAUCGGUUCGCCCACUUUGCAUCGCUCGACAGCGUCUUGCGCACUGCGUUACCAAUGAGCGGUAUUCCGUUUCCGCAGCAAAAGCGCGAUGCCCUGCGGACGCUGCUUGGUCACGCGCUGGACGACGCCUUCCUCGCCCAGCGCCGGACGGCCCUCGACACGUACCUUUGCAAGGUGGUCGAGAUUCGAGACGCUGUGGCUUUUCUUACACCGACGGGCAAUGCGGCGCUCAAGGGCUUUUUCGAGUUUGACGCGCACUGCAGCCACGAGGAUGUUGUUUUGACAAAGAAGGAAGCGCGCACGCGGACGCCGAGCCAGGAAAAGACAAAGUCUCCGACCAAACCCAAGGCGAAAGCGACGCCAGCACCUAGUACACCCAAGACUGACGCUGUCAGCGCCGUCACGAAGCCAAUGACGACUAAAAAGAAGCCCAAAGACAAGAAGAAGGCCGAAGGACCGCGGGCGCCCGAGGUGAUUGAGCCACCACCGCCACCGCCGCCGACAUGCAGUAAGUCUCAACCAGCAGCACCACCAGUAGUUAGUGCACCUCCGGCGCGUGCCAAUUUGCUGGCGCAGAUCCAACAAGGCACCAACUUGCGCCGUGUGACUUAA